GAGAAUAAUAAACAUAACAUAACCUCUAAAAACAUAACCUAAAAUGUGAAAACAAUCACAUUUUUCUUACAUUUUUUAGUUUUUUAUUAUUUUAAAAGUAAUUAUUAAUUCAAUUCAUUCAAUCAAGAUGGACGAAGUAACAUCAUUCGCCAUACUAAAAAAAUGUAGCAUUAUACCAAAAGCCAUGAAGUCUAUUAUUUGUUCAACUUCAAGAAAUCUUCUUUUUGUCUGGAGUUCCCAGGAAGUGUAUGUUUAUGAGUAUAAACUGGCAAUUGUAGAUGGGCUGCCAGAACUAAAUGGAUAUGAGGAAACGUUGAAUUUUGGAAAUAAUAUAGUAGCUGUUAUAAGUUCAGAAGAAAACGUGUAUGCAUUGGACGAAAAAGGAUCAGUUUUUCUAUUUAAUCUCGAUGCUAAAAGUUCAAAUUCACCCGAUGAUAUGGAUAUAUUUGAAGCAAGUCCUGAGGAAGAGGUUAAUCGUCAGCAGAGUCUAAUAGGUAGUUUAGACAAAUGUGAUGAAUUACUAGCAGUUACGGAAGUGGCUGCAGGAUUCGCUUCUUGUUCAAAGUGUAAACAGAAACUGAUUGUUCAAAUCUGGAGAGUACAUCCACUACUGGAAAAAAUCACUGAGCACAGUAUUACGGAUACAUCACCUUGUCAGGUGUUCCUGAGUUACAAUAAAUUUCCUAUUUCGGAAGAAUUGAAAUGGAAACACUUCAAUUCUUUACAAAAAGGAGAAGAAAAUGUAUUACUAGUUGGCUUGAGCUCAGGACAGGUCCAGUCUUUACUUUGCUCUAAGAAAAGUCAGAGUAACUUAUCCAAUCUUCUCUCCACACCUUAUUCAAUAUCUUCAGUGAAUUGGAUAGCAGACAAAUCAAGGCAUUCCUCCAUAGCGGUUCUAGUGCAGUUCGUGCAUGGGGCCGCCAUGAUUCUCCAUGAAGGCGGUUCUCAAACCAUAUACUUAUCAGGCCCGGUUCAUACCAGUCUGUUCGAUACUUCAUGCAUGUCGUACGUCACUUCGGAUGGCGUCGAUUGUGUCGUCACCAAACUACAAAUCAGUCAAGACCAUGAUGUCAACUACGAGUGCAGUGUGUCACCUCUAAAAGGUGUGAGGUCCAUGUGCGAACUACCCAACAGCAGCUUAGUACUGGUUGGAACCCACCAUAGGUGUGUCUACUGGCUGAACCCCUCUCUGCCGUCAACUGGUGACGCGACCGAAUUCGCGAUGCCAGACGAUCGACUUCUGGACGCACUGCUCGCGUCUACUGGCUGUUUGGAAAACAUCUGCCUCAAAAUGGAGAAGGAGGAUGCGAUCAUUAGGGCGGUGGCUCUUGUGAAACGGGCCCAAAGUAUGCGAAAAUUCUUCAAUGUUCUAGUCAAAGUGUACGCGGGUAGUUGUCAUGCUCAGGACAGACUCAAAGUUCGAGUGGAAACCAGCUGCGAUUUUGUCGACUUCUCCAGUCACGUGUGGCAGUUGGAGUUGACAGUUACCUCACCAGAGGGCGGAACAUCCGAAAUCGUCUUGAAAAAAUUGCGAAAAUCGUUCAACUGCGACAGUCCGGUGAUUUGCGAAAUGGAAACCGGCUUGGUUGGAAUUGGCUCACAAGUCCAAUGCAGCAUGGUGGCUUCUAUAGAAGCUGAACAACCCUGGCUUGUUUUUCCUCUUGGCAAGAUAAAACUAGACGCUGGUUACUUUUUGAACGUCGUCAAUCACGUUGUGCCGAAGUCAAAUGCUGGUGUGACGUCACAGUCUAUUCUCUCCCCGAAUGAGACCAUCCAAAAAGUAGAUACAGUGUUGACAAUGACGCUCAGUGCACCCACCCUGAAUGACCAAUUUUUAUUUCAAAAAAUGCUCUUCAAUUCAUCGCAUCGUAUGACGAAAGACCAAUGGAUAAGCCUGAAAGAUAGCACCACUACAUCAGUGAAUGCAAGCAUUGGGGAUGACAGUGUGUAUAUAAGACUGGACAAAGCUCAGAGUUCACUGAAAAUCAGUUCGAGCUGUGCAGAGAUAUGUCACCGAGUGAGACAAGCAAUACUUUCCAGAAUAGUCAGUAAUUUGGAUGUUUGUCUUGAGGAGAGGGUCUAUGUUGAUGCUGAGGAGGUUCGAUUAUCGUUUGAAGUAGCAAAGUUGAAGAUGGACUUGGAGCCGAAAACAUUGAAAACCUUCAAAGAUCAAAUAAGAAAUAUUAGCAAAAAUCUUCCAACUUGAAACUUUUGUACAAUGUUUUUAAAAAAUCACUUUUUGCUUUUAGAAAAAAGUGAUUUAAUAAUAAGCAGUUCGUGAUGGAAAACAACAUUGAAGAGUUUUUAAAAAGUUAGAAUACUUUAUUGUAAAUAUUGUAUUAUAUAUGUUAUGUUUCUAUGUGUUUUUAUUUAAAUAAAAUUUUGUACAAAUGUACACUUCAAUGUCUA
Messenger RNA from Nilaparvata lugens (brown planthopper), 2409 nucleotides. RefSeq lists its product as uncharacterized. The record is from RefSeq and is a predicted model, not a curated record. NCBI's taxonomy places the organism in Eukaryota, Metazoa, Arthropoda, Insecta, Hemiptera, Delphacidae. The coding region runs from base 128 to 2206 and encodes 692 amino acids. The transcript has 10 exons.